Molecule: messenger RNA, 2479 nt
Organism: Prosopis cineraria
Lineage: Eukaryota; Viridiplantae; Streptophyta; Magnoliopsida; Fabales; Fabaceae
Exons: 8
Coding region: 194-2077 (627 amino acids)
Biological process (GO): mitochondrion organization
Cellular component (GO): mitochondrion
Molecular function (GO): ATP hydrolysis activity; zinc ion binding; ATP binding
Source: RefSeq, a predicted model, not a curated record
UGGGCUCAACUUUCUCAGUCAUGAUUCAUAUCCCAUUUGCCGUUUAAACCCUAGCAGGGGUUUUAUGCUCGCGCCACACCACAGAUCCUCUCUUCAGGUUCAGGGACAAAGGGAUUAACCUCCUGAGGUUCAAAAUGCAAUGUUGCUGAACCAACUUAAUUUUCACCAUCUUUUCGAAGGCACAUUCUAAGCCAUGAGUGCCGUAAGAUUAUCAUCAUGCGUUGCCACGGCUGCGGCCGUGGCUGCCAUGUUCAGUCUCUCCAAUAAGGCUUACGCCGAGACCUCCUUUCGGUUCCCUUUUCUCUCUCCUUCGUCCACUAAUUCAGCUCCCCUGGAAGAUCAGGAUUCUGAUACCAAGUCAGAAUCUCAAGCUGCUGAUGAACCCAAAAAGUCCGGUUUUGACCCGGAAUCGUUAGAACGAGGGGCAAAAGCUCUCCGCGAAAUCAAUGCUUCUCCGUAUUCUAAACAGGUGUUUGAUUUAAUGAGAAAGCAGGAAAAAACUCGCCUUGCUGAGUUAGAUGCCGAGAAAGUUCAUUAUGAACUAAUUCAGUCUCAAGUUGAUAUUGAUAGGCAGCGGAAGUUAGCUGAAGAACAACGAAAUCUUAUACAGGAGCAGGCCCAGAGGCAGGCCCAGGUGCUGCGAUAUGAAGAUGAAUUGGCCAGGAAAAGAAUGCAGGCAGAUCAUGAAGCUCAGAGACGACAUAAUGUUGAAUUGGUGAAGAUGCAAGAGGAGUCCUCAGUUCGAAAGGAACAGGCAAGGCGAGCUACUGAAGAACAGAUUCAAGCUCAGCAGCGUCAAACGGAGAGAGAGCGAGCUGAAAUAGAAAGGGAAACCAUAAGAGUUAAGGCCAUGGCAGAGGCAGAGGGCCGAGCCCAUGAAGCCAAGCUUACUGAGGAGCAUAAUAGUAGAAUGCUUAGAGACCAGAUGCGGGGUGAAAGAGACAAAUGGCUUGCUGCAAUUAACACAACUUUUAGUCAUAUUGAAGGUGGCUUAAGGGUCUUAUUGACUGAUAGGGAAAAGUUGCUUAUGACUGUGGGAGGGGCCACGGCAUUAGCUGCAGGAGUAUAUACAACUAGAGAAGGCGCUAAAGUGACGUGGGGCUACAUUAAUCGGAUUUUGGGGCAGCCAUCAUUGAUCCGGGAAUCAUCCAUUGCAAAAUUUCCAGGGUCAAGGAUUAUAUCUCAAGCCAAAAAUAAAGCUUUAAGUUAUAGUACCAUGGCCAAGGCAGAAAAUUUUUCUGAGAGUAAAACUGGCCUUGAAAAUGUGGUACUACAUCCAUCACUGCAGAGAAGAAUAGAGCAUCUUGCACGGGCUACAUCAAAUACCAAGGCCCACCAGGCACCAUUCCGUAAUAUGCUCUUCUAUGGCCCUCCUGGUACCGGUAAAACCAUGGUUGCAAGGGAAAUUGCUAAAAAAUCGGGUUUAGAUUAUGCUAUGAUGACUGGAGGAGAUGUUGCACCCCUGGGCCCACAGGCUGUUACCAAAAUCCAUGAGAUAUUUGAUUGGGCCAAGAAAUCUAGAAAAGGCUUGCUACUUUUUAUUGAUGAGGCUGAUGCUUUCCUUUGUGAGCGCAACAGCACACACAUGAGCGAAGCUCAACGAAGUGCUCUAAAUGCAUUGCUCUUCAGAACUGGCGAUCAGUCAAGAGACAUAGUGCUUGUCCUUGCCACAAACAGACCGGGUGACCUUGACAGCGCGGUGACUGACCGCAUCGACGAGGUGAUUGAAUUCCCACUUCCUGGGGAGGAGGAGCGUUUCAAAUUGCUGAAGCUCUAUUUGAACAAAUACCUGAGCGGAGAAGACAAUGGCAGCUCAUCCAUACUCAGGAAACAAGCCCAAAAAAUAAUCAUGAAGAAUAUAUCAGAGGAUGUGCUGAGGGAGGCUGCGAUGAAAACGGCGGGAUUCUCAGGUCGUGAGAUAGCCAAAUUGAUUUCCGGCAUCCGAGCAGCCGUGUAUGGACGCCCAGACUGCACUUUGGAUUCUCAGUUGUUUAGAGAAAUGGUAGAUUACAAGGUCGGGGAACAUCACCAACGUAUAAAACUGGCGGCUGAAGGCGGUCUUCCUGACAAUUUUUAGUCUCCCGUGCUCCAGUCUGAAUUCCGGGGAUUUCUUUUUCGACAAUUUUUUUUUUUAAAAAACUUUCAUCGAAUUCGUUGUAUCAUCACUAUACUUGACCCCUGAAGCAGAUUCAUUUAUAGAGGUAGAGCCCCGCUCCCCGUCUAUCCUGCGGAAAAUUUUGCGGGAUCCUUCCCAAAUUGGUGCGGAAUCUUGUAAGUGUCUUGUAGUAGAAAUGGAGGUAUACUGCUGUGUCUGUGAGGCAUCCCCUAGAGGCUUGAUGCCAUGAAAGCGAGAAACUGGGCCUGGACUAAUGGUGUUUUUCUUGCUAACUGAGUGAAAGGCCCAUAAGAAUUUUGGCCCAAAAAGGAGUCAAAGGUCUAUUGAGUUUUAAUCGUUAUUGAAUAAUUUUGAUUUUGACCA